This is a messenger RNA of Parnassius mnemosyne (clouded apollo), 225 nucleotides long. NCBI's taxonomy places the organism in Eukaryota, Metazoa, Arthropoda, Insecta, Lepidoptera, Papilionidae. The record is from the annotation of a GenBank genome assembly.
AUGUUUGGAGAUAUUGAAACAGCAAAAAAAACAAUUGUUGCAUGUGCUGUACUACACAAUAUGGCCAUCGACAUGAGAGAAGAUGUGUUUUCUGGUGAGAGAGAUAGCAUUGAACAAUAUUCAUCUGAACCUAUAGUACAAAGAUAUAUUGCACCAUCAAUAAGGGGAAAUAUUAGAAGAAGACAGUUUAUUGAAACUCAUUUUCAAGAUAAUACCCAUUUAUAA